CCAGCGCAGUUGCUGAGUGGUGGAAGAUGUAAUUUGAGGAACUCAUUGGGAGCGAUCGGUCAGUAUUCAGUAGCAAAGUGAAGAACAAGUCCGAAGAUUAGCCUUUCUUCUCUACCAAUGCAUGGCCUUUGUCGACUCAUUGUUACUGAAAUGCAACUCUCUCUCCCACAUCAAACAACUCCAAGCCCAUCUCCUAGUUACCGGCCUCUUCCGAUUCUACCCCUGCCGCUCGAAGCUCCUCAACUUCUGCGCCACCUCCUCCGCCGGCAGCCUCCCUUACGCCGCCGCCGUCUUCCGCCGCAUCCCCUCCCCCGCCACCAACGACUGGAACGCCAUCCUCCGCGGCCUCGCCCAGUCCGACCAGCCAUCCGACGCCGUCCUUUGGUACAUCAACAUGUUGCGCGCUGCCCACAAGCCCGAUGCCUUGACUUGCUCGUUCACGCUCAAGGCCUGCGCCCGCGCUUUGGCUAGGUCGGAGGCGACCCAGAUUCACUCUCACGUUGUGCAUUUCGGAUUCGGAGCCGACUUCUUGUUGCAGACCACGCUACUGGAUGUCUACGCCAAGUCGGGUGAUUUGGAGAAUGCCCAUAACGUAUUCGACGGAAUGCGUGUAAGGGAUAUUGCGAGUUGGAACGCUUUGAUUGCGGGGCUGGCUCAGGGGAGCCGACCAAACGAAGCUUUGGAGCUCUUCAAGAGAUUAAGAUUAGAGGGUUUGAAGCCCAACGAAGUCACCGUUCUCGGUGUGCUCUCAGCGUGCUCGCAAUUGGGUGCGAUCAGAGAAGGCGAGAAGAUAUGGGACUACAUUAGAGAUGAGAAUUUGGAUGCCAAUGUGCAGGUUUGCAAUGCGGCCAUUGACAUGUACGCAAAAUGUGGUUUUGUUGAGAAAGCAUAUUGGGUUUUCGACAACAUUAAGUGUAAGAAGAGUCUUGUGACUUGGAAUACACUGAUCAUGGCAUCAGCAAUGCACGGCGAUGGCUAUAGAGCGCUCGAGCUAUUUGAGCAAAUGCAUGAGGCAAACGUGUCACGAGACAGCGUGAGCUACCUUGCAGCCUUAUGUGCAUGCAACCAUGCAGGGCUAGUUGAAGAAGGGUUUAGAUUGUUCAAUUCAAUGGAGGGGUGUGGAAUAAGCCCCAAUGUGAAGCACUAUGGCUGUGUGGUUGAUUUGUUGGGUAGAGCUGGGCGGCUUGAAGAGGCUUUCCAACUUGUGGAUUCAAUGCCAAUGGUCCCUGACGUGGUGCUUUGGCAGACUCUACUAGGGGCUUGCAAAACAUAUGGGAACAUCAACAUGGCAGAGCGCGUGUCAAGGAUGCUCAUGGAGAUGGGUUCCAAUAGUUGUGGGAAUUUUGUGCUGCUGUCCAAUCUAUAUGCAGCGCACGAGAGGUGGGACGAUGUGAGGAGAGUGAGGGACGCCAUGAAUAGCAUUGAAGUGAAGAAGGUGCCCGGGUUUAGCUACACCGAAGUGGAUGGUGCGGUGCACAAGUUUGUCAAUGGCGAUCAGAGCCAUCCGAGUUGGCAGCACAUAUACAGGAAGCUUGAGGAGGUCAGGUUUCGGAUUGAGGCAUAUGGGUACGUUCCUGAGACCAACUAUGUGUUGCAUGAUAUAGGGCAGGAAGAGAAGGAGAAUGCUUUGUGUUACCACAGUGAAAAGUUGGCUGUGGCUUUUGGUUUGAUUAGUACCGGUGAGAGCUCUCCCAUUCAGGUGAUUAAGAAUCUUAGGAUCUGUGGGGAUUGCCAUGUGGUGAUUAAGCUCAUUUCAAAGAUUUAUGAUCGGGAGAUCAUUGUACGGGAUCGAGCUCGAUUUCACAGGUUUAAGGAGGGAUCCUGUUCAUGCAGAGAUUACUGGUGAAAUAAUAAUUGGUCUUUUUUUCUCCUAAUUUGUUUGUAACAUAGUUGAGUUAAUGUACCAGUAUUUCAUUCAACAAAAAUUGAUAUCAUGCUAGCUCAUUUUGUCUC
Diospyros lotus (date-plum) is the source of this 1953-nucleotide messenger RNA. RefSeq names its product pentatricopeptide repeat-containing protein At1g34160. Gene Ontology annotation, molecular function: zinc ion binding; protein binding; RNA binding. The coding region runs from base 122 to 1846 and encodes 574 amino acids. The transcript has a single exon. Gene Ontology annotation, biological process: RNA modification. The record is from RefSeq and is a predicted model, not a curated record. Lineage: Eukaryota; Viridiplantae; Streptophyta; Magnoliopsida; Ericales; Ebenaceae.